AUGAACCCAAUCAUCAACAUCGCCGCCUCCUUUCUAUGGCACUUGGGCUCCCACGCCUACCGACUUUCCUUGCCGACCAUCGCCGACAUUAUCCUCCUCGGCGAUGCUUCCUUCGCGGCGCUCGCGCUGAUGAACAAUCAUUCUAAGCGCGUCACUACCACGGACAAGAUCCCAGAGGCGAUGCAAAGCAUUGACACCACCCUGCCCGGCGAUGUCGCCGACCAGACCACCAGGGGUUCCGAAGCGACCUGCGCCUGCGAGGCAGCCGAAGAAGCCACCACGAACCUCUUCAUCAAUCCGGCCAUCAUCAUUUCAGUCACUGGCGCCACUAUCACCAAGUUCACCAAGGACAUCGACAGUCCCCUCCCUGGCAAUGACACCCGCGAAGAAGCCUCAAACAUCGACAUUGUCGACAGCGCCCCGAUGAUCCUCCAAGACCUGGAUUCCAUCAACCCCGAGAUCGAAGCUCACGUCUAUACUUAUGCCCUGCCCGUCAUGGAUAUCCUGGAGGUCAACCUUUCCACCGUUGACGACCUUGACGACUCGGCUGCUUCCGCUUCCAGCAGUCACUACAACGAUUUUGAGCGCUUUCUUGACGAUGAUCGAAUGAUGUGGAUUCCGCGCCCGGCAAAGCGCAUGUUUGGGAAGAAGGCAGUUGUUGGUCAAUAUGCAAAUGCGGCCCGCCCCACCCACGUGAGAGGAGGUGCAGAUGGCAAGCACGUUCCAUCCCAUGUCACGCAGUCGGACGACAGCACGGUUCAGCGUACCAGAAAAGUUUCUACCGAAACUAAUUCAUCAAGCGCCACCACACAGAUAGUCAGCACAGAGAUCGCCGACACUGCGCCCGAUGCACCGGAUACAGCUGACACGUCGCCCGACAACGUCGAUACCGAAUCGGACGAGAGGUCGGCUCUUCCCGCCAUCCCGGAAAUUAUACUAACUCCUCCCACCGAGAUUGCCGACGAAGACGCGGACCAUAUUCGUUCCUCCCUCGCAGCCGAGCCCAACUCCCGCAUUCCAACCAGGGCCUCUCUCCCAGCCUAUAACCAUACCUACGACUACGCCAGCCAGAACUUGACCGGGGAGGAUCUGAAAGAUCUGGACUUCGUUACAAUACUUACCGACCCAAUCAGCGGCAAUCAGUAUGCCAUGCUCACUUGUGGCUACUGGUACUGGCUUGAGGAUGACGACAAUGUCCGGCAGAUGGUGGAAGAUGAGUACGAGAUCUUCUUGAACUGGAUCGACGCGGAAUCCAACGGCCUGGACGAUGUCGCUGAAGAAGAAGAAGAGGAGGACUGGGCAGAACUUCUUCGCUGGAAGAAGCGUUAUGAACUAGGCAGAGGUUGGGGCGUCGUCAAGUCAUUCAACCACCCAGACUUCACCGAUAGGAAGUACGCUUUGGGGAACGAUGACAAAUGGUACUUCGAGUACAAGGGGAAGUACCGCCAGCUCAUGGAAGACGAGCUUGAUUUACUCAACCGCCGGAGGGAGGAGGAGGGCUCGACUCUGGGCGAAGCGAUUGAGGAAGUUGAGAAGCCAGUUCGAGUUAGUAAGUGGGGGCUCCCGGAUAUUUGUGAGGAGGAUGACGAGGAUGAGUGUUGA
Neurospora tetraspora is the source of this 1602-nucleotide messenger RNA. RefSeq lists its product as uncharacterized. The transcript has 4 exons. NCBI's taxonomy places the organism in Eukaryota, Fungi, Ascomycota, Sordariomycetes, Sordariales, Sordariaceae. The record is from RefSeq and is a predicted model, not a curated record. The coding region runs from base 1 to 1602 and encodes 533 amino acids.